CUGCUCUUUGCGAAGUGCGGGAACCGGGAGGGCUUGCCCGGCAGCUGCAGGCGCAGCCCUUGCCCCGUGUGGUCGUUCUUCUGUUUGCGUAUGAAGCUGGUGACCUUGUCCUCGGUCGCCUCGACGUCUCCCACUCGCACUCAUCCGCCCUUCGCACACCGAAGAACUGGAGGAGGGGGAGGGCUGCAUUGCGGACGUUGGCGUGCGUGGCGACGGUUGGUGUGACGCGCCACCAAUGCCAUACCAGUGGUGGGAGAUACGCGGCUGGCAGCGGAACUGUGGGGUCGUAGUCGUUCCAGCACAUAUCGUUGCUAUGGGCCGUCAGGCCUCGCAGAAAAACGCUGCACUUGGUCGCUCGGAAGGGCGGCUCGGGGUAGCCCUUCAUGGUGUGCCAGAGGCGAAGGGCUGCGCGGACUUUGGGCAGCUUGUAUGCGUGGCCUGGCACCACUGUGGCGAUGGCAUAAAUAAUCUUCUCGGGUGAGUCAAGUGGGAAGAGUUGAGGGCACUUGUUGAACACCUCCGCUGCAAUUCGACCGUAUUCCUUCACUGUAGAGUCCGCGAGACCGGUUUGGAAGCCCCUCCUGGCCACGAGGGUGACUUGCUCCCCGUCUGCGGGGUCGAAUCCGAGGCUGCAUGGGCAUUGCAGGGCCGCUGCAAACGUAUCGGGCGACCUGGCGGUGCCAACGUCAACGACUACAUCGCCUGA
Molecule: messenger RNA, 706 nt
Organism: Vitrella brassicaformis
Lineage: Eukaryota; Vitrellaceae
Source: the annotation of a GenBank genome assembly